CAGACACGCCCCAGCAACCAGCUUCUCUCUCUUUCACAUUUUCCGUCUUCAAAAAACCAUGCUCGUAGACAAUCCCUUAGCUUUCUUCUCACCGCUGCCCACGAUGACCACGACAAACGAAUCAGAUUUUUCAGAGUUCCUCAAUACAGAACUCUUUGGCCCUUCCUCAUCCUCCGCCCUCAACAGCACCAGCAUGACUAGUGCUACUCCAGGCUCACCCGAACACUCUACAUCUCCCUCGUCGGGAUCAUCAUCACCUACAAUUUCACUCUUGACAACGCCACCCCAACAACCUCUUCACAACUCCUUCCCUGAAAUCCAUGCAGACGAUCCGUACGCAUUGGGAUCUCCGAACUCGAUUUUAAACUUCCUGAAUGAAGAUUGGAAGAUGGAUUCGAGUAUGGGACUUGGAAUGGGAGGUGUAUCAGCUGGAUCAGCUGGAUCUUUUGGGGCUAACGGUAAUCUAAACUCGAUGAACCCAUUAUUUUUACCUCCAGCCGAAUUCGACCUCGUCUCUGCACUGACGAGUGGCGCAUCCAACCCCGUAACAGAUGUUAAUAUGGCAUCUGCAGCAGCGGCCACGACGUCGACGUCGAGUUCCCAGAUGGCUAUUGACCCUCAGUUGGUCGAUUCACCGACCGAGUCGGGUAAACACGACUCCGACGAUGAAGGCGAGGCGUCAUCGUCUGAAAUGCCAUCGAUGAAGAAAGCCUCUACUCCAGAACCCGCCAUUACGAUCGCACCAGUUAAAGUCGGUGGGCAUGGUAAAUCCCGUAAGGGUACUGUUCAAAGUGGGGGUAUCACGAAGAAACAAGCCGCCUCUACACAUCCUUCCCACUCUUCCACCACUGCGACACCCACAUCUACCGCCACCGCCACCAAGAACAAAGAAAACCUGUCCGCAAAGAAGAGUGCUGGGAGCAAUUUUGCCAGCGAGAAGGACAACGACAUUGAUGAGGAUGAUCUACCUGCAGAUUGGCGCCCACCGCCCGAAGUCUUUCAAAAGAUGUCGAGUAAGGAAAAGAGACAGUUGAGGAAUAAGAUUAGUGCCCGGAAUUUCAGAGUUAGGAGAAAGGAAUACAUAUCCACCCUCGAACUUGAUAUUGCAGAACGCGAUCGUGUAUUACAGGCUAUUCGUUCUGAACUGGGUUCAACGCAAUCUGAGAACUUCGCUUUACGUCAGGAGAUCGCUGCCCUCAAGAAGGCUCUCCUCGAAGGCCGUCCUACUCAAUCAUCCCCUCAAGCACAUGGGAUGGUGAAGGGUGCUGGCGAGGGUAUGGACGUCAACCUUAACGCCGUGAACGGUGUCACUCUCGAAGACUUCUUGCCGCCACCUGCACCGUUGCCCGAACGAAGUGCUGCAGACGAGAUUCUGGCACGAGCUGCUGCUGCUGCCGCUGCGUCAUCAUCUGCAUCAUCGCCCAACGCGACAUCGUCGUCGUCGCCGUCGUCGUUCCCCUUGGUUACGCCCAAUACCCAGAAGGACGUGUCUUUAUCCACUUCGCAAGCUGCUUUCUGGGGCGGUGUUGGUGGUGGCAAUUAUGGACAUGGAUUCGGACUUGGUGGUGGUGUUACUCCUGUUCAUACUGUUUUGAUGCCUGAGAUUUCUAGUGCUGGAUUGAGACAUCAACAGCAGGAAGAUCUCAAUGUGAGUAAGUGGGUGAGGGAUGUGCUCGCUGCUCAGGCUCAGGCUUCGAUGGAAGAAGAUGAGGAGCCGAGCCAUCAUUAUCAGAGGAGGUUGCAGGAGAAUAUGAAUCCUGCUAUGAAUGGAAGUGUUGAUGAAGAAGAGGAAGAGCAUAAUGGAAGUUCGCUUGAAUUUGAGAGGUUUGUUGAGGAGAAUAACUUUACGAUGAAGAGUAUUGACGCAUAUCGUAUGCACUUGUGGACGAAGAUGGCUGCCUCACAUCAGCCUUCGAAUACUCGCGCUACAAAACAAACACCACCACCUCCUCCUCCCUUGCCACCGACCCAGAGUCCUACGAUCCCGCAGAAGAAGUACCACCCCGACAGAAUAUCAUCACCCUCACCUUUCGCACCGUUCCCCUCACAAUCACCAUCGCCGCCUCUCCCAUCACAUUACCUCACCUCACCUCACCUUGUUAACCCCAAAGCGCAACUCACGAACAGAAGUUUGGCAAGUCAGCUCAAACCGCAUUAUUUCAUGUCAAGUCAAAAACCGAACUUGCCUUCCUCCUCCUCUUCCGCUUCUACUUCUACACCCCCGAACUACUCGUCGUUGUCGUUCUCUAAGAUGUUGGGUACUGGGUUUUUGGGUAAUGGUGUUGGUGUUGGUUCUGGAUUGGCUAAUAAGAGGCAAACCCAUUCGGCUUCGUCCGCUACGACAGCGGAGCAACAACAGCAGAUGAUGUAUGCUGCUACUGCGACGCUUGCGAGUCAGACUUUGCUGGGCAAACUUGGUGGUGCGUUUUGGGAUGCGUUUUCUGGGAGCACGAGCACGACGAAGUCUUCUACGCCUGGGAGUGGUGGUGGUGGUGUUGGUGGUAGAUCGUGGGAUGCGGAUAAGGUUAGGAAGGUGUUGGAGGGUAAAGCUGUUGUUAGGGUUGUGGAUGUGGAUGAUGGAAAGAGUUAUCAGAUGUCGAGGGAGAGUGUGGUGAAGAAGGAAGUUGGAUUGGCUUCGCCUGUACUUGGACCUUCGCCUUCGUUGGUUAGGAGGGAUGCAGCUCCUGCUAGUGAUCCUACAGAGUGGUUGGAGGAGAAGAUGAAGCAGUUGAGUUUGGCGAAGAAGAAUUGAAUUGGGUGGACGAAUUCUUUUUUUUCUUUUUCUUUUUUAGCUCGUGCUCGCUAUGUGGUCGUUUGGUUAUGGGGUGGUGUCACCCUUAUCACUAUCCUUUUCUUUUUUUUUUUUUUACCUUGUUCUUUUCUCCUACCUCUCUGUGUUCGUUUGUUUUUUUGGUUAUCGUCUCUGCCAAAAAAUCCAACUCCACUCUAUCUCUCCAACGUCUACAUCAUCCCAUCCCACUCUUCCUUCCUCGCGUCCUCGGCUGCCUCUAGAUAAAAGAAUAUCGGUCGUACCUACUUUAUCCCUUCUCCGUUCGAUAAUCCUCUUUUGUCUCGCCGCUCCCCACUGUUUUCUUUUUCUUCUUCUUUUACCUUCCUUUUUCUUCGUAUCGCUCGAAACGUAGUCUAUUUAUACCGAGUAGUAAGUAGUAUGUAGUAGUUACCGUCAAAGGUCGAGGGUUUGAACAGAAUACUCGACGUGAAUCAACGCCAAUGUAUAUAGUACUUAGGAUAUUGAUAUUUUGUUGUUUCUUUUUUGCAAUGCCAAAAGUUUUGGGC
Marasmius oreades (fairy-ring Marasmius) is the source of this 3297-nucleotide messenger RNA. RefSeq lists its product as uncharacterized. The record is from RefSeq and is a predicted model, not a curated record. Gene Ontology annotation, biological process: regulation of transcription by RNA polymerase II. The transcript is spliced from 3 exons. Gene Ontology annotation, molecular function: RNA polymerase II cis-regulatory region sequence-specific DNA binding; DNA-binding transcription factor activity, RNA polymerase II-specific. Lineage: Eukaryota; Fungi; Basidiomycota; Agaricomycetes; Agaricales; Marasmiaceae. The coding region runs from base 59 to 2752 and encodes 897 amino acids.